This is a messenger RNA of Notechis scutatus (mainland tiger snake), 679 nucleotides long. RefSeq names its product neuropeptide Y (gene NPY). Gene Ontology annotation, cellular component: extracellular region. Gene Ontology annotation, biological process: neuropeptide signaling pathway; feeding behavior. Lineage: Eukaryota; Metazoa; Chordata; Lepidosauria; Squamata; Elapidae. The record is from RefSeq and is a predicted model, not a curated record. Gene Ontology annotation, molecular function: neuropeptide Y receptor binding; neuropeptide hormone activity.
GGGGGCGGAUUUGAAGUCACCCAUGCGCGAUCGCCCGAGGCCCCUCCUGCCUUCCGGAGGAGACAUAAAAUACCCUCGCCGAGGCGCGCAGCCCCACAUUGAGAAAACUGAGCCAUUGGUGAGGAAAAGCGGCCAAUACCGAUCCAGGAGAGGCAGAACAAGCGAGAGUCUCACACAACACAAAAGAUGCAGGGGACCAUGCGGUUGUGGCUUUCCAUGAUGACACUUGCCCUGUGCUUGCUGAUCUGUCUGGGAACAUUGGCAGAAGCUUAUCCCUCUAAACCAGACAGCCCUGGUGAGGAUGCACCUGCGGAAGAUAUGGCCAGGUACUACUCAGCAUUGAGGCAUUACAUUAACCUCAUAACACGGCAAAGAUAUGGGAAACGAUCCAGCCCAGAGACACUGAUCACCGAUUUUUUGUUGAGAGAAAGCACAGAAAACAUUCCUAGAUCUAGGUAUGAAGAUCCUGCAAUGUGGUGAUGGGUGUCACAUCUCAUACUUCUUUCCUGGUUUCCAUUCCACAUGCCAUUGGUAGAAGAUCAGUUGGAAGUCCACCCACCAGUGCAUGCAGUCAUUGUCCUGAAUUCUGUAGGUUUUUUCUCCCUAUUUGGUCCAGGGGCUCACUUUUAAGAAUUGAUUCCUAUAACAUUAUUUAUUUCAUAACUCUUGCUGCCUAUGA